Molecule: messenger RNA, 764 nt
Organism: Pseudogymnoascus verrucosus
Lineage: Eukaryota; Fungi; Ascomycota; Leotiomycetes; Thelebolales; Thelebolaceae
Gene: RPB9
Product: DNA-directed RNA polymerase II core subunit rpb9
Exons: 4
Coding region: 231-617 (128 amino acids)
Biological process (GO): maintenance of transcriptional fidelity during transcription elongation by RNA polymerase II; DNA-templated transcription; transcription initiation at RNA polymerase II promoter
Cellular component (GO): RNA polymerase II, core complex
Molecular function (GO): zinc ion binding; nucleic acid binding; DNA-directed RNA polymerase activity
Source: RefSeq, a predicted model, not a curated record
GUUUGGCUGGCGAUCUUGAAGCCUUCAAGCGUUCAAGCAUUCAAAAGAUUUUACUUGAAGCCCACAAACCGGCGGCGAUUAUAAGGGACAGCACUAUUAAGAUACCCCAGACCAGCGCGACCAAACCUUUAACUAUCGAUACAUUUGCCGUCGCCGAACACUUAUCAAAGCUCCGAGCGAUAUCCUGAACAGCUUCUAUCGCCCCCCAAACCUGUCAAAAACAAGCAACGAUGUCUUCACCUUCACCUAGCCAUGGCGAGGAGCCAAGAAAGAACAUGGAGCAGAUUACAUUCCGUUUCUGCAGUGAAUGCUCGAAUAUGUUGUACCCAAAGGAAGACAACGACACACGCCAGCUACAGUUCGCCUGUCGCACCUGCCAGUACAGUGAACCGGCUAUUUCAUCCUGUGUUUUCCGGAAUGUAUUGAACAACGCUGUGGGUGAGACGGCUGGUGUCACACAGGAUGUUGGAUCGGACCCAACUCUUCCCCGAUCAAACAAGGCCUGCCCCAAGUGCAAGGCCGAGGAUGCUGUAUUCUUCCAGUCGCAACAACGUUCGGCUGAAACAGGAAUGAAACUCUUCUAUGUCUGCUGUGGUUGCGGUCACAUCUUCCAGUAAUAAUCUACCCGGAGCGUUUUUACACUUGAUAUUGGAGUUGGGGAUUUGGGCGGAAAACAUGUCACAGGCGUUAGGGAAGAUCGCAUAGCUGGAGUUUCGAUCAUGCACAUGAGUUAUUGAGAGGCCGUAAUAAAAUGAUUGGAGAAC